This is a messenger RNA of Dama dama (fallow deer), 7834 nucleotides long. RefSeq names its product BCL9 like (gene BCL9L). The coding region runs from base 1034 to 5521 and encodes 1495 amino acids. Lineage: Eukaryota; Metazoa; Chordata; Mammalia; Artiodactyla; Cervidae. The transcript is spliced from 11 exons. The record is from RefSeq and is a predicted model, not a curated record. Gene Ontology annotation, molecular function: transcription coactivator activity; beta-catenin binding. Gene Ontology annotation, biological process: canonical Wnt signaling pathway; positive regulation of transcription by RNA polymerase II; negative regulation of transforming growth factor beta receptor signaling pathway. Gene Ontology annotation, cellular component: beta-catenin-TCF complex.
GGAGGCAGCCAGAGAGCCCCGAUGCUUAUUCAGGCUGGGGAGCGGAGCCGAGUGGAGGGGCGAGCGAGGCUCCGGCAGCGCAGGGGAGCCCGGGAAGGCGGCGGCGAGCGGCGGAGCCAGUGGCCGGACAUGCCCCGGACUCGGGGCCGCUGCACCACCGCCGCCGCCCGGAGCCAGCCGGCCGGACACCCGCACGCCUGGGUCCCCCGGCGCCGCGCCGCCCGGGGGCUGCGACCCGGACCCUCCGCGUCCGACCAACAAUAAGCGCCCAGACAGACCCCUCCCCGCCCCGCGCCCGCCUUCCCCGCGGGCCUCGGGGAAAGUGAAAGGAGGAGGCGAAGGAAGGAAGGAAGGAAGGAAGGGAGGAGGAGCAGGAGCCGGAGCCGUGAGGUUGGGGCCGAGACCCCAGCCCCGAGCCCCGAGCCGGGCGGGUGUGCGCGCUCUCCAGCCGCUGCCCGGCGCCCACGACCAUGCUCCGCGGUUGGGAGGCAGGAACCCAGGCUCCCAGCGACCCCCGGAUACCCACUCCCGGGCCGGGCUGGUAUUGAGAUCAAGGCGUCCAGGAUCAAAAGAUCACCACCUGCCCGCCUUCCUCCGCACCUCCACCUGGCGAGCAGGAGGACCCCAAUCCACCCACCGACCCUGACCUGGUCAUGGCGUCCAACUCCGGCCUGGCGUGAGGACCCCCGACCCGCGCGAGGGAGCCCCAGCCCCGAUCACACCCUUGAGCCCGAGCCCGACACGCGUUAUCCCGAGGUCUCUGUUCUUUCAGCCACACAGGGUUCCUAGCUGCCCAUUUCCUCUCUAGAGGCGUCUGCCCACUGCCUGCGGAAGCAUGGACCCUCCAAGCAGUGUUUUCAGUGCCUCUUUUGGGGUGGUUUGGAGCUGGGCUUUGAGACUGGUGUGCUGGUAGGCAAAUCAAGCAAAGGCUCCCAAGGUGGGAGCCGCUGAACAGAGUCCCUGCUCCAGUACCGAGUACCUGGCUGGGCCCUGGGCACGCACAGGGGCCGUAGCCCCACUGUGUGUGGGAGCCAUGAGGAUCCUGGCUAACAAGACAAGGUUACCCCACCCCAGGAGGAGAGAAGCUCCAGGGAGCCCGCCGCUGUCCCCCCGCGGCCACUGCCCCCCUGCCCCAGCCAAGCCAAUGCACCCAGAAAAUAAGUUGACCAAUCAUGGCAAGACAGGGAAUGGCGGGGCCCAAUCUCAGCACCAGAAUGUGAACCAAGGACCCACCUGCAACCUGGGCUCGAAGGGCGUGGGGGCGGGGAACCAUGGGGCCAAGGCCAACCAGAUCUCACCUAGCAACUCAAGUCUGAAGAACCCCCAGGCAGGGGUACCCCCUUUCAGCUCGCUCAAGGGCAAGGUGAAGAGGGAGCGGAGCGUGUCUGUGGACUCCGGCGAGCAGCGAGAGGCUGGGACCCCAUCCCUGGAUUCAGAGGCCAAAGAGGUGGCACCCCGGAGUAAGCGGCGCUGUGUGCUGGAGCGGAAGCAGCCGUACAGCGGGGACGAAUGGUGCUCAGGCCCGGACAGCGAGGAGGACGACAAGCCCCUUGGGGCCGCCCACAAUUGUAAUGUAGCAGACCCAGCCAUGGCGGCCCCACAGCUGGGUCCCGGCCAAGCCCCCCAACUGCCCCUCAGUGAGAGCAGCGCGCCAGGCCCUCCGCAUGGGCCCCCGCCUGGCCUUCGGCCUGACGCCCCUGGGGGCGGAGGCGGCGGUGUCCCCGGAAAGCCCCCCUCCCAGUUUGUGUAUGUCUUCACCACCCACCUGGCCAACACGGCUGCGGAGGCUGUGCUGCAGGGCCGAGCCGACUCCAUCCUCGCCUACCACCAGCAGAAUGUGCCACGGGCCAAGCUGGACCAGGCCCCCAAAGUGCCGCCCACCCCGGAACCGCUACCCCUGAGCACGCCAUCAGCGGGCACCCCUCAGUCCCAGCCUCCACCUCUGCCACCACCGCCACCCCCAGCUCCAGGCAGCGCGCCCCCUGCUCUGCCUUCUGAGGGGCCUCCUGAGGAUGCCAGUCAGGACCUGACACCCAACUCAGUGGGAGCUGCCAGCACGGGCGGCGGAACCGGGGGGACCCACCCCAACACCCCUACAGCUUCCACCGCCAACAACCCGCUGCCUCCUGGAGGAGACCCCAGCAACGCCCCCGGCCCCGCCCUGCUCGGGGAGGCCCCCACCGGUAAUGGGCAGCGGAGCCUGGUGGGCUCAGAGGGCCUGUCCAAGGAGCAGCUGGAGCACCGGGAGCGCUCCCUGCAGACGCUUCGAGACAUUGAGCGGCUGCUGCUCCGCAGCGGGGAGACUGAGCCCUUCCUCAAGGGGCCCCCCGGAGGAGCAGGUGAGGGGGGACCACCAGCACCAGCCCCUCCCGUGCCCCAGCAGCCACCCACGGCCCCGCCCAGCGGGCUGAAGAAAUACGAGGAGCCCUUGCAGUCCAUGAUUUCUCAGACUCAGAGCCUCGGGGGCCCUCCGCUGGAGCAUGAAGUGCCGGGGCACCCCCCAGGUGGGGACGUGGGGCAGAUGAACGUGAUGAUGCAGAGGCUGGGCCAGGACAGCCUGACCCCCGAGCAGGUGGCCUGGCGCAAGCUGCAGGAAGAGUACUACGAGGAGAAACGGAGGAAGGAGGAGCAGAUCGGGCUGCACGGGGGCCGCGCGCUGCAGGACAUGAUGGGCAUGGGGGGCAUGAUGGUGAGGGGGCCGCCGCCCCCCUACCACAGCAAGCCGGGGGAUCAGUGGCCCCCUGGAAUGGGCGCCCAGCUGCGGGGGCCCAUGGAUGUCCAAGAUCCCAUGCAGGUCCGGGCUGGACCCCCCUUCCCCGGCCCCCGUUUCCCAGGCAACCAGAUGCAGCGGGUGCCAGGGUUUGGGGGCAUGCAGGGUAUGCCCAUGGAGGUGCCCAUGAAUGCCAUGCAGAGGCCUGUGAGGCCAGGCAUGGGCUGGACCGAAGACUUGCCCCCUAUGGGGGGGCCUGGCAAUUUUGCCCAGAAUGCGGUGCCCUACCCAGGUGGGCAGGGUGAAGCAGAGCGAUUUAUGACCCCUCGGGUUCGUGAGGAGCUGCUGCGGCACCAGCUGCUGGAGAAGCGGUCGAUGGGCAUGCAGCGGCCCCUGGGCAUGGCCGGCAGUGGCAUGGGGCAGGGCAUGGAGGUGGAGCGGAUGAUGCAGGCGCACCGGCAGAUGGAUCCGGCCAUGUUCCCUGGGCAAAUGGCCGGCGGCGAGGGCCUGGCGGGCACUCCCAUGGGCAUGGAGUUUGCCGGAGGUCGGGGCCUCCUGAGCCCCCCCAUGGGGCAGUCUGGGCUAAGAGAGGUGGACCCGCCCAUGGGGCCUGGCAACCUCAACAUGAACAUGAACGUGAACAUGAACAUGAACAUGAACCUGAACGUGCAGAUGACCCCGCAGCAGCAGAUGCUUAUGUCGCAGAAGAUGCGGGGCCCUGGGGACAUGAUGGGGCCUCAGGGCCUCAGUCCUGAGGAGAUGGCCCGGGUGCGGGCCCAGAACAGCGGUGGAAUGAUGGGAGGCCCGCAGAAGAUGCUUAUGCCCUCGCAGUUUCCCAGCCAGGGCCAGCAAGGAUUCUCCGGGGGACAGGGACCCUACCAAGCCAUGCCCCAGGACAUGGGCAACACUCAAGACAUGUUCAGCCCCGACCAGAGCUCAAUGCCCAUGGGAAACGUGGGUACCACCCGGCUCAGCCACAUGCCCCUGCCUCCUGCGUCCAAUCCUCCGGGCUCUGUGCAUUCAGCCCCGAACCGGGGGCUGGGCAGACGGCCUUCAGACCUCACCAUCAGUAUUAAUCAGAUGGGCUCGCCGGGCAUGGGGCACCUGAAGUCGCCCACCCUCAGCCAGGUACACUCACCCAUGGUCACCUCGCCCUCUGCCAACCUCAAGUCACCCCAGACUCCCUCACAGAUGGUGCCCUUGCCUUCGGCCAACCCGCCAGGACCUCUUAAGUCGCCCCAGGUCCUCAGCUCCUCCCUCAGCGUCCGUUCGCCCACUGGCUCACCCAGCAGGCUCAAGUCUCCCUCCAUGGCGGUGCCUUCUCCAGGCUGGGUCGCCUCACCCAAGACAGCCAUGCCUAGCCCUGGAGUCCCCCAGAACAAGCAGCCGCCUCUGAACAUGAGCUCUUCCACCACCCUGGGCAACAUGGAACAGGGUGCCCUCCCACCCAGCGGCCCCCGGAGCAGCUCCUCAGCACCUCCCGCCAACCCCCCCGGCGGCCUUGUGAACCCCAGCCUGCCGUUCACUUCCUCCCCAGACCCCACGCCAUCCCAGAACCCCCUGUCUCUGAUGAUGUCCCAGAUGUCCAAGUACGCCAUGCCCAGCUCCACCCCGCUCUACCACAAUGCCAUCAAGACCAUCGCCACCUCAGACGACGAGCUGCUGCCCGACCGGCCCCUGCUACCCCCGCCGGCACCGCCGCAGGGCUCUGGGCCAGGGAUCAGCAAUAACCAGCCCAACCAGAUGCACCUGAAUUCAGCUGCUGCCCAGAGCCCCAUGGGCAUGAACCUGCCAGGCCAGCAGCCCCUGUCCCAUGAGCCCCCACCUGCCAUGCUGCCCUCCCCCACCCCUCUGGGCUCCAACAUUCCACUGCACCCCAACGCACAGGGGACAGGAGGGCCCCCUCAGAACUCGAUGAUGAUGGCUCCAGGGGCCCCAGACUCCUUGAGUGCCCCCUGCGGGCCUGUGCCCAGCUCCUCCCAGAUGAUGCCCUUUCCCCCUCGGCUGCAGCAGCCCCACGGUGCCAUGGCCCCCAGUGGGGGUGGGGGUGGGGGCCCUGGCCUGCAGCAGCACUACCCCUCAGGCAUGGCCCUGCCCCCAGAGGACCUGCCCAGCCAGCCGCCAGGCCCCAUGCCCCCCCAGCAGCACCUGAUGGGCAAAAGCAUGGCCGGCCGCAUGGGCGACACGUACCCCCCGGGUGUGCUCCCCGGGGUGGCAUCAGUGCUGAAUGACCCUGAGCUGAGCGAGGUGAUCCGGCCCACUCCGACGGGGAUCCCCGAGUUCGACUUGUCCAGGAUCAUCCCCUCGGAGAAGCCAAGCAGCACCCUCCAGUACUUCCCCAAGAGCGAGAGCCACCCCCCCAAGGCCCAGCCCCCCAAUCUGCAUCUCAUGAACCUGCAGAACAUGAUGGCGGAGCAGACCCCCUCCCGGCCCCCCAACCUCCCGGGCCAGCAGGGCGUCCAGCGGGGGCUCAACAUGUCCAUGUGCCACCCCGGACAGAUGUCCUUGCUGGGCAGGACAGGUGUGCCCCCGCAGCAGGGCAUGGUGCCCCACGGCCUGCACCAGGGGGUCAUGUCCCCCCCGCAGGGCCUCAUGACCCAGCAGAAUUUCAUGCUGAUGAAGCAACGGGGCGUGGGGGGUGAGGUCUACAGCCAGCCCCCCCACAUGCUCUCCCCACAAGGCUCCCUCCUGGGCCCCCCGCCCCAGCAGAACCUCAUGGUGUCCCACCCCCUGCGGCAGCGCAGUGUGUCUCUGGACAACCAGAUGGGCUACCUCCCAGCCCCAGGCGGCAUGGCCAACCUGCCCUUCUAGCGGGCCCGGCGAGGGGCUGGAGCUGGGGCCAUGUUGCAAAUAUGAUAACCUGAAAAAAAGUUUCUUCCCCUCCAGUGUUGGGAUGGCCUGGGUCAAGGGGUGGGGAGGAGGGGGCUUGUGUAGGGAGCGGCAUUUGUGGAAACCAGAUGUGCUGGCAGCUUACGAGAAGUGGCAGAGUGGGGUGGGGGAUCGGGGUGGGGUUGGUUCCAUUUUGGCCGCCAGGACCGCCGCUUCCCUUCUCCCAAGUCCUAUGGAGCCUUUCCUGUUUCUCUGCACCCACCCUCUUCAGCUUUGCUGUCCGAGUCCUGUAUCCUGUAUCCCUGUAUCAAAUCCUUGGCCGGAUUGGAAGGAGAGAAGUCUCCCCGUCUUCUCUCUCCCCAUCCCACUGCUCUCUCCUCUUGGAGCUUCACUUUCCUCCUCUUGGUUUCUCUGCCCCCCUCCACCCCAUUUUUUUCCUUCUGUCUUCUCCUGCCUCGGUUCCUCUUCCUGCUGUGGCUGACCCCCUCUCCCACCCCAACCUGCAGGCGGCUGGCCAGGUGGGCAGGCGCCAACUGUAGCUGUAAAUAGAGCGCUGCGCUUUUGUGCCGGUUUGUGCGUGUGCUGUAUUUCUGUGUUUUGAUAGAAGUCACUCAGAAAAAAAAAAAAAAAGGAUAAAAGAAACCCUCCCCGUGCCCACCCCCCGCCCCUUCAAAUGAUUGCCCUUUCCAUUUCCCCUGGACCCAGGGACAUGCAGUCCAACACACCUACCCUCUGCAGGGCAGUGUCUCUGGGUCCAGAAAGGAUACCAUUCCCGUGCCCUCUUCCAGCGGUGAAAUGACAUAGCUACUACCCCCACACCUGAACUGAGGUCAGACCACCUUAGGCUACCACCUGGUGGGCCCCAGCAGGGCUGAGACCUCCCAGGGCAGCAGCCUGUCUGCUGCUGAGUGAUUCAGGAGAGCGUGUGCAGGUGCACACGUGUUUGCCCCACACAGGUGACCCGGGGGCCCUGGCUUCCCAGCUGUGGAUGUCUGGUGUCCCCUGCUGCUACAUCUUAAGCCAGAACUUGAAGUCCUUGGUCCCCAGUCUGGGCUGAAGGAAAGAAGGAUGAGGCAGAGGCUGAGCAGGCGGCCCCCCACCCCGGGCAUGGAGCCUUGGAGGAGUAGCCUGGGGGCCGUGAGCAUCCUCUGCUGCAGUGGGUCCGGGCCAGGUAGCCCCCAGGGCCCUGACUCUUUCCCCAGGCUGCCACCUACUUCCUAUCACCAAAGGAGGAAGGAAAAAGGUUAGGCCCAGUCAGUCUGUCUCCCUCCACCUGCUGAGGACAGAAUAGAGAAAGUGUUCGGCGCGGAGCAGGGCCGUGUCCUCCGCGUCUCUCUGCCUCCCGGUUCACUGGCACGGUCCCUCUGCCCAGAGCUCGGGGCUCCCUGCCCACCCAGGCGCAGCCACUGCCUUCCAGUCAGCCCCCGGCCCUUUCCCAGAAGAGCUCCCCCCUCCUCUGGUCAGAGCUGAAGCCAUACACGGUUGGGUGUUUUGCCCCCGCCCCGCUUGGCCCCAGGAGUAAAACACUUCUCCUUUUCUUACUUCCUUCCCUGCCUUGUGAGGUGGCGGGGCAGUUCCCUGGCUGAGGCCUUCCGUGCCUGCCUCCAGGACCCAGGGCCGUUUCUCGGUGAGGUGUCUUCUGCCAUGGCCCGCCCCUGGCCUUCCUGACCUGAGGGGGCCUGGUCUCCCUUUGGCAGCUGUGAUACAAAGGGAAUUUGUCCUCGCUUCUCCCAGUCUGGUGCUGUCCUCAGUCCCCCGUCGGCCAGGUCAUGCGCUUCCUCCAGGGCUGGCUGUGGGCUCCUGCCUCCCCCAGCCCCUCUCCAGGGGGCCAGGGCCUGGGACUCUGGGUUCAGGGGCCACCUGCCCUCCGCCCCCCAGACGUGUUCCCGCCCUGUGUCCAACCUGGGCCCCCUGCCCUUGAGCCUCCCACCCCUAACCCAAGACUCCCCAAGCCGACUCUUUUAAGUGUUUCCUGCCCAGAGGAGAGACAGGUCAAACUGAAAAGGGCCUGACGCCCUCCCCCUGUCCCUCUCGUCCCACCUCUGCCACCAGACUAGCUUUCCAAGGUGAACUCCACAGGCCAGCUUCCCUCCAUCCGUGGCCACACCCCCAGCCAUUUUGUACCAUUAUAUAAAUAUAUAUAUAUAAAUAUAAAUAUAUAAAUACAAUAUGUGAAGACAUCUUCUUCGUUUUUAUUUUGAGACAAUUUUUAGGCUUGUUCCGGGGCUCUCUGUGCUGCCUGUACUGUAUUGACCUGUUUUAUAGGUGCCUUUUUAUUAAAAAGACAAAAUUAAA